Messenger RNA from Glycine soja, 596 nucleotides. Its product is annotated as protein SRC1. The transcript is spliced from 2 exons. The coding region runs from base 63 to 371 and encodes 102 amino acids. Lineage: Eukaryota; Viridiplantae; Streptophyta; Magnoliopsida; Fabales; Fabaceae. Gene Ontology annotation, molecular function: metal ion binding. The record is from RefSeq and is a predicted model, not a curated record.
GUUAUCUCACAUUUCAAUUAAACCAAAGCAAAAGGCCAUAUAAUUUUUUUUUAUUUGAAAUAAUGUCCGGGAUCAUCCACAAGAUUGAGGAGACCCUCCAUGUGGGAGGGCACAAGAAAGAGGAGCACAAAGGAGAACACCAUGGUGAGCACAAAGGUGAACACAAAGGAGAACACCAUGGUGAGCACAAAGGUGAACACAAAGGAGAACAACACCAUGGGGAGCACAAGGAGGGACUUGUGGAUAAGAUCAAGGACAAGAUCCAUGGUGAUGGCCAUGACAAGGGUGAGAAAAAGAAGAAGAAGGACAAGAAGAAGAAGGAGCAUGGACAUGACCAUCAUGGUCAUAGCAGCAGCAGUGACAGUGAUUAGAUCUUAUAUGUUAAGCAGGUGUACGGUACGAUGGUAGUGAGGAGCCAGAAUCCCUCUUCCUGCUUUAUGAUAUAAUACAAAUAAAAUAGCGAUUCCGGAAAUCAUGUCUGUAGCUGCUCUUUUUAUUUAUGUGAUAAAUGUAAAACGCUUUGGUUUGGCUUGGCCGUUGUGCAUUAGGUUGAAAAAAUAAAUGUUAUAAUUACUCAGAAUCUCAGAUCUUUCUCA